Empidonax traillii (willow flycatcher) is the source of this 1815-nucleotide messenger RNA. RefSeq lists its product as uncharacterized. NCBI's taxonomy places the organism in Eukaryota, Metazoa, Chordata, Aves, Passeriformes, Tyrannidae. The transcript has 7 exons. The coding region runs from base 136 to 1815 and encodes 559 amino acids. The record is from RefSeq and is a predicted model, not a curated record.
AGAACCUGGGCAUGCCAGCAGUGAGGGACAAUGGGGAGGUUCCACAGAGGGCUGGGCUACUGCUGUGUAACAAUGGGUGACCCGUGCCAGGGCGGGCCAUCGCCUUGAAACGGGGGACACCAUAAACAGAGCCACAUGCAGCAAGGAACGAGGAGGAGACUGAAGAGGAAGGAGCCUGUCAGCUGCCUACCUUUGCUCUGCUUCCUGCCCCACCUCCUAUCACCUGCCAUCCCACUGCUCCUGUCUGGAGCAGUAGCACAGAAGGCCCUUGCUCACAGCAGGUCUGUGUUUUCGGACAGGUCAGCAGCCAUGGCAGAGCUCACCCUGGGCCAGAUGCUGGAUUCGGCCAUCGGGACGCCCAAGACUGAGCCCAUCAACUUUGAGCAGCUGCGCAACCUGCUGCGUGGGAUGCUUGUGAACCUGGGCCUGCAGGAUCUGUCCAUCCAGGCCAGCGGGGAACCCCUGGAGGGGGCCCCGAAAAUCCCCCCACCUAGCUCUGUGGCUGCUGACAUUGAGGAGUUAAAGCAGAGAACGGAAGCCAACGAAAGAGAAAUCGCUGAGGUCAGGGCUCUUUGCGAGGGGCUCCGUGUGGAGAUCGACGAGAUGAAGGAGCAGCAGUCCCAAAUGGCAGAGAACAUGCAGAAGAUGCAGGAGACUCUGGACACUGUGAACUUCGAGGAUAUGCUGGAGAACCUCCGCGACCAGCUGGUGGACAGUGUCAUGUCUUCUGUGAAGGACGUGAUGGACAGGAUGGAUGGAUGCCAGGAUGGACAGGCCCCCCCGGACUGGCCGCAGGGCUCUGGCAUUCGCUCAAACCCUUGGGAGGACCCCGGGCUGAUUGUCAUCGGAAACGAAAUUACCCUUGCGGACAGGUUCAUGGCAUCCUCACCAAGGCAGCGGGAUACCCAGCCCUCCAGCCCUAUGCCCUCAAAGUCCAGGGCUGGGGCACAGAGCAGAGGGAAGGACUUGUCACCUGGGGGCAUGAGCAGCCCCCGAGUGUCCUUCAUGGAAAGCGACACGGGAUGGAACGACAUGGGACAGAUCCAGGAUGAGGAGAUCAAGAUGGGCAUCUCCAAGGGAGCAGCUCUUCCCAGCCCAAAGGCAUGGAGCAGAGGGAAGAAGUUGCCACAGGGGGCUGUGAGCAGCCCCCGAGUCUCUUUCAUGGAAAGCGACACGGGAUGGAACGACAUGGGACAGAUCCAGGAUGAGGAGAUCAAGAUGGGCAUCUCCAAGGGAGCAGCUCUUCCCAGCCCAAAGGCAUGGAGCAGAGGGAAGAAGUUGCCACGGGGGGCUGUGAGCAGCCCCCGAGUGUCCUUUGUGGAAAGUGACGUGGGAUUGAGUGACGUGGAACAGAGCGGGGAUGAUGAAGAGAUCAAGACAAGCAUCUCAAAGGCAGAGGCCCUUCCCAGCCUCCUGGAUGCUCCCCGUGGGAUGAACAACGUGGAACAGAUCAAAGACGAAGAGAUCAAGAUGAGACUCUCCAAGGCAGAGUCUCUUCCCAGCCCCCUGCGUACUCCCCCUGAGAUGAAUGACGUGGAGCAGAUCAAGGACGAAGAGAUUGAGAGGAGCUUCUCUAAGACAAAAAGUUUGGAUGGUGAUGUCACUGCCCUGAGAGUGCAUCCAGGAUCCCCUGGCAUCCACACCCCCAUCCAGCCCAUGAUGUCAGUACGAGGCCACCGAAUAUCACAGACCCUCUGGAUCCCAGCUGAGAGUGUGGCUGGGACUGACAGUGGCAGCAGGUCCCGGACAGCCAAAGAGGCGCAAGGAAGGGGCAGCUUCAGGAUGGAGCCCUCCCAGAUCGAACCCGGGAUGUGA